Linum tenue is the source of this 997-nucleotide messenger RNA. The record is from the annotation of a GenBank genome assembly. Lineage: Eukaryota; Viridiplantae; Streptophyta; Magnoliopsida; Malpighiales; Linaceae.
CGUACACCUUUCCUUCUUUCUCCUCUCUCUCAGUGUUUAUAUAAAUACCACUUCUUGCAAGUUCUAACUCCUCACGAAACAGAAGAACACACACACACACACAAAGAAGAUGAGCUACUCCAGCGGCCGCAGUUGCCACCACCACCUUCUUCUUCUCUUCUUCUUCCUCCUAACUUCUCCGGCCACCAUGACAGCCGCCGGAGACAAUGAUAAUAAUAGUGAUACCACAACGGCAGUUAUAAUACCCUCUGCUAGCAGGGAAGAAAUGGUGCAGUUGGCUGGUUACGGGGAAGAGAAGCUCUCAACCGUUUUGGUCACCGGCUCUCUCGUUUGUCACGCUUGCUCACCACCACCACCAUCUUCUUUUUCAUCUUCCCUUGAUCAUCAGCUCCAUGAAUGGCCCAUUCCAGGUGCUUUGGUGGCUGUCAACUGCCUAAGCAGAGGGAACCAAAGGAGAUCAACUUCUGUACAAACCGUGACAGACGAAUUCGGAGACUUCACGAUCGAUCUUCCUUCGGAGCUCCAUGGCAUACCUGCAAUGGACAAGACAUGUUGUGUUAAGGUUUUGAGGAUGCCAAAGACAUCGACUUGCAGACCAGCUUAUGUCCAGAAACACAAGGCCUUGGAGUUGUCCUCUGUUGGCAAUGGCAUCCGAAAUUACUCUACUGGCAAGAUAGAGUUCCUGCAUUCAGCUUCUAAACCUCUGCAAGCAUGUUCUAAGACCAGACAUAACAUUGAAACAGAGAUCACAAUGUAGAUGAUGGCAUGGCAGACCUUUUGGAUUCCUUGUGAUGGCGCUACUAGUCACAGCUUGGAUUUCAAAGGACUUGAUUUCCAUUUUUCAUUGUCUGGAAAGUUUGUAAGAUGCACAAUAUAGGGAACAUAGAUGCGAUUGGCAUGUAAAUAUUGAGUGUUUGCUAUAUGAUUGAGGGUGGAAAUAACACUGAUGAUCAUAUGAAUCUUAUAUUCCUGACCUUAUUAUAUUCCGCGGAUGGUU